Molecule: messenger RNA, 2979 nt
Organism: Clunio marinus
Lineage: Eukaryota; Metazoa; Arthropoda; Insecta; Diptera; Chironomidae
Source: the annotation of a GenBank genome assembly
AUGAAAAGUUUGAGAAAACGAGAUUUGAAUGUCAAAGUCGUCCUUGAAGAUAUUUUCUCUGACUUCAAAAACAUUCAUCAGAAAUGCCGUUUAUGUUUCAAGGAAGUAUACAAUCAGGAGCCAAAAAUAUAUCUUACAAAUGAUAUGAUAAGCAGGAUGCAUGAUGUCUUUCAAGUUAACAUGUCAUUAGAUGGAACAGGAUCAGAAUUUGUGUGCUCAAAAUGUGAAAACAAUUUAAAUAUUCUUUAUCAGUUCAGGGUACAAAUGAAGGGAAAACAAAAGUGUUAUGAAAAGUUCAGAAGUAUGAAAAUUGACGACACUGAUGAGAGACUUGCGAGCAUACACGAGAAUUCGAUCAAAAUUGAAGUUGAAGAAGCAACUUGUCAACUGGAAGAUGAAAAUCAAAUUCUCAAGUCCCAAGUUAUUAAUAAGAAAAGUCAACAGCUUUUUCCUUGCGAUGUUUGUGGAAAGAAAUUUAAAAAUGUUGUUGGAGUCCAGCGGCAUUGCAGGAGAGAACAUUCAAACAGUCGAUAUGGAGCUGCUUUGCCUACGAAUAAGCGUAAAGAACAUAAAUCAAAGAAUUUUCAAUGUCAAAUUUGUAAAAAAAAUUUCUACCAUAAGAAAAAAUUAAACAGUCACAUAUAUAACUGUCGUGAAGAUAGAAAAAAAAUUUCAUGCACAUCAUGCAAAAGACCAUUCCAGUCUGAACGAAACCUGAAAGUUCAUUUUUGUUCUUAUUCCAAAUUUGUUUGCGAUACAUGUGGUAAAAGAUUCAACAACCGACACAGUCUUACUGAACAUAUAGACACGCACAGAAAAUAUAGAACAAGAGACUAUCAUUGCGAUAUUUGUAAAACUUCUUACUAUAACAAAGCUGGGUUUCGAUUACAUAUAUCAAGAUGUCAUGAAGAAAGAAAGUUUUCAUGUGUAUCGUGUAGAAAGACAUUCAAGUUGGAACGAACAUUGAAAUCUCAUGUGUGCAAUAAUUCCACAUUUGUCUGCGAUAUUUGUGGUAAAAGUUUCCAUCGUCGAGGGGAAGUCUUCGAUCACAUGAUCAAGCAUAGGAAAUAUAAGACAAGAGACUAUCAGUGUUUCAUUUGUGAAAAUUCCUAUCCUCGUAAGAAAUCAUUAAAUUCACAUCUAUUUCAAUGUCAUGAAAUUAAAAAGUUUUUCUGCUAUUUAUGCAAAAAAGCUUUCAAGUCAGAACGAAAGCUUAAAUCUCAUAAUUGUGGUAAAUACACAUUUGUUUGUGACUUUUGUGGUAAAAGAAUUCAAAAAAAAAUUAACGUUGCUUUGCAUAUGAAUAGGCAUAGAAAACAUAGAUCAAAAGAUUUUCAAUGUCACAUUUGUAAAUCUUCUUACCUCCAUAAGGUCACAUUACAACAUCAUAUAAUUAAAAUUCAUGACGAUAAAAAAAUUUGCUGCACAUCAUGUAAACAAGUUUUCAUGUCAGAAGAAAGUCUUAAAGCUCAUGAUUGUUGUUAUUUCAAAUUUGUUUGCGAUAUUUGUGGUAAAAGAUUCAACAACCGAUACUGUCUUGCUGCUCACAUAGAAACGCACAGAAAAUAUAGAACAAAAGAUUAUCAUUGCGAUAUCUGUAAAACUUCUUUCUAUAAUCAAGCUGGGUUUCGAUUACAUAGAUCAAAAUAUCACGAAGAAAGAAAAUUUUCAUGUGUAUCAUGUAGAAAAACAUUCAAAUUGGAACGAAAAUUGAAAUCUCACAUUUGUAGUAUUCCCAAAUUUGUUUGCGAUAUUUGUGGUAAAAGAUUCAACAACCGACACAGUCUUACUGAACAUAUAGACACGCACAGAAAAUAUAGAACAAGAGACUAUCAUUGCGAUAUUUGUAAAACUUCUUACUAUAACCAAGCUGGGUUUCGAUUACAUAUAUCAAGAUAUCAUGAAGAAAGAAAGUUUUCAUGUGCAUCGUGUAGAAAGAUAUUCAUGUUCGAAAAAAACUUGAAAUCUCAUAAUUGUAGUAAUUCCACAUUUGUCUGCGAUAUUUGUGGUAAAAGUUUCCAUCGUCGAGGGGAAGUCAUCAAUCACAUGAUCAAGCAUAGGAAAUAUAAGACAAGAGACUAUCAGUGUUUCAUUUGUGAAAAUUCCUAUACUCGUAAGCAAUCAUUAAAUCUACAUCUAUUUCAAAGUCAUGAAAAUAAAAAGUUUUUCUGCUAUUUUUGCAAAAAAGCUUUCAAGUCAGAACGAAAGCUUAAAUCUCAUAUUUGUGGUAAUUCCACAUUUGUUUGUGACUUUUGUGGUAAAAGAAUUCAAAAAAAAAUUAACGUUGCUUUGCAUAUGAAUAAGCAUAAAAAACAUAGAUCAAAAGAUUUUCAAUGUCACAUUUGUAAAUCUUCUUACCUCCAUAAAGUCACAUUGCAACGUCAUAUAAUUAAAAUUCAUGACGAUACAAAAUUUUGCUGCACAUCAUGUAAGCAAGUUUUCAUGUCAGAAGAAAGUCUAAAAUCUCAUGAUUGUUGUUAUUUCAAAUUUGUUUGCGAUAUUUGUGGUAAAAGAAGCCACAACCGAAACAGUCUUGCUAGACAUAUAGACACGCACAGAAAAUAUAGAACAAAAGACUAUCAUUGCGAUAUUUGUAAAACUUCUUUCUUUAAUAAAUUUGGGUUACACAGACAUGUAUCAGAAUUUCACGAAGAAAGAAAGUUUUCAUGUGCAUCAUGCCGAAAAUCAUUCACGUUGGAACGAUCAUUGAAAUCUCAUGUUUGCAGUACCACAUUUGUUUGUGAUGCUUGUGAUAAAAGAUUCUACAGUCGAUCUAAACUUACUAACCAUAUAGAUAUGCACAGAAAAUAUAGAACAAGAGAUUAUCAUUGCGAUAUUUGUAAAACUUCUUACUAUAACAAAGCUGGGUUACAAACUCAUGUGUCAAAAUAUCAUGAAGAAAGAAAGUUUUCAUGUACAUCAUGCCGAAAGACAUUCAAAUUGGAACAUUACUUGAAAUCUCAUAAUUGCAGUAUCUAG